Mesocestoides corti is the source of this 1227-nucleotide messenger RNA. The record is from the annotation of a GenBank genome assembly. Lineage: Eukaryota; Metazoa; Platyhelminthes; Cestoda; Cyclophyllidea; Mesocestoididae.
AUGUUGACUCACAGGCUCGUUAAUGUGAUCGAGUGCCUUUAUCAAACAAUUAAAAUGAAAAGUCAACGAAACUUUGGGAUUCGAUGGUCAGUAGCAGUCAGUUUACCGGAACCUUUAAAUAAUAAAGUUACUUUGCCUUUUCUUCUAGUAAUGAAAAUGGUUCCGUGGUUUCCGAGACAUAUUUCCGAACUGGAUGUGGUAUCGAACAAUGUUUUCAUGUAUGGAAAGCACCUUGACGCCGAUCAUCCAAGUUUCAAAGACGAGGCUUACAGAAUGCGUCGCAUCGAGCUUGCAAAUAUGGCAUUCAAGUAUAGUUAUGGACAGCCUUUACCCCGCAUUGAGUACACAAAGGAGGAGCGAGAGACAUGGGGAACAGUGUACCGAGAACUGCUGCAGCUUUAUCAAACGCACGCAUGCAAGGAGUAUCUUGAGAACAUUCCACUCCUGCAAAAGUACGCGGGUUACAGAGAAGACGACUUGCCACAACUGGAAGACGUGUCCACAUUCUUGAAAAGGCAGUCUGGAUUUACUCUACGCCCAGUGGCCGGCUACAUUUCUGCUCGGGACUUCCUCAAGGCCCUGGCCUUUCGGGUGUUUUACUGCACGCAGUACAUUCGACACAGCGCAGACCCCUUCUACACUCCUGAACCGGACUGCAUUCACGAGCUGAUGGGACAUGUGCCACUUCUAGCCAACCCCGAAUUCGCAAGAUUUUCUCAGGAGUUGGGACUCGCCUCCCUUGGAGCCUCUGAGGAGGACGUCAAACAGCUCGCCACGCUCUAUUUUUUUACGGCCGAGUUCGGAAUAUGCGAGCAGGAAGGCCAGCUGCGCGCCUAUGGUGCGGGCCUUUUGUCUUCUGCGGCCGAACUGAAGCACGCUCUAAGUGAUGCCGCUGUAAGAAGACCCUUUCAACCGGACGAAGUUGUGAAGACCGAAUGUAUGGUAACCACGUACCAGAACGUCUACUUUACUUCAUCCAGUUUGAAAGAAGCACAGGACAAGUUGAAUCACUUCAUUCAACGUAUAAAGCGACCGUGGCCGAUCCACUACAAUGCUUACACGGAGUCAAUUGAGGUGGUUGAGGGUCCGCAUCAGGUGCUCUCGCUUAUUGACGACAUUGAAAGUCAACUUUUUUCAGUGAGGGCUGCAUUGAACCAGUUUGUCGCUUGCCAAGGUGAAGAUCCCCUGGUGGCAUGGAGAAUGGCUGCACCUGAAGUGAUGCCCUAA